This is a messenger RNA of Manduca sexta (tobacco hornworm), 3739 nucleotides long. Its product is annotated as laccase-4. The record is from RefSeq and is a predicted model, not a curated record. Gene Ontology annotation, cellular component: plasma membrane. Bases 464 to 2869 code for a protein of 801 amino acids. Gene Ontology annotation, molecular function: oxidoreductase activity; copper ion binding. NCBI's taxonomy places the organism in Eukaryota, Metazoa, Arthropoda, Insecta, Lepidoptera, Sphingidae. The transcript is spliced from 11 exons. Gene Ontology annotation, biological process: iron ion transport.
GGGGACCGCGUGGGCUCAGAUGCUCACGCUACGCACCAAUCACACCAUUAAAGGCUAAUUUUCUAAUAAUAUAGAGCAAAAUAGCCACCACUUAAGUACUUCCGUAGAGCGCGGCCAUAUUUGUUGUAUGACGCACGUUUGCGUUCUAUUUUUGAAUUUUGCCGCGAGAUUUUAAAUUGAGAAUAGAUUAAAUGUAUUUUUCGGGGGCAACGGUUGUGGUGUAUUCAGUUUGUGGAAAGGAGUUUGCAUAACGGGAACCGUAAGUGCUCAGAUACUAUCAAAGUGGAUCCUUUUGUGAAGAGAAAGAUGAAAAUAUUUAAGAAGAAGAUGCGUUUCUCGAUAGCUCCGAGCUACGUUUAAGAAGGACACUAUUAGUGAUUAACUACGUAUUUAUCCGGGAUAUUUAAAUACACAUAUCAACAGCGAGAUUUUAAUAUAACUGACUUAUCAAUAAAGAGUCACAAUGCAUCGAGGAAGCUGGCGCCACAUCGUUUGUUCUAUCUUACUUGUUAUCAUCAGUACACAUGGCAUCAACUCGCAAACAGAAUCUACAGCAGAAGAUAAUGAAUCAACCACAGUUGGUCUAAACUCAGAAAAUACUGAAAGCGUAUCGGCAAACCUAGAAGACGUCAGUUUAGAUAAUGACCAGCAGUCCAGUGUCCAAAUAAAGAAAGCUGAAGGUUUAGAGAGCGCAUCCAGGGUAAUAAUGCCAGUGAAGCCUAAUAUAUCUCGCAACGACGUCAGUUAUGCUAGCAAAGAAAAUGUACAGAGACACCCAGUUGAAGAACUGGAUGAAGAAUUAGCUAAACAGAUUCUAAGUAAAUACGCAAUGAAGAAAUCAAAUAUCAGAGCUCACGUGCGAUAUGAUGAAGUGACAGGUGAGCUAGUUGGUGGAGCACAUCCAUGUGAACGGGAAUGUAAAGAAGGGGAGGAACCUAUGGUGUGUUACUACCAUUUCAACCUAGAAUGGUACCAGACUAUGAGUAAGGCGUGCUACAACUGCCCAUUUAAUGAGACAGAUUGCUCGCGUCCUGACUGUAUCCCCGCUGAUGGAAUGAACAGGGCAUUGAAUGUAGUCAACAGGAAGAUGCCAGGACCAGCGAUCGAGGUUUGCCAGGACGAUCGAAUCAUAGUAGAUGUGGAAAAUGACUUGAUGACUGAAGGCACGACAGUUCACUGGCACGGGCAGCAUCAGAGAGGGACUCCGUAUAUGGACGGCACGCCGUACGUCACGCAGUGUCCAAUAUUACCUGAGACUACUUUUAGGUAUCAAUUCACCGCAAGGCACUCUGGCACGCAUUUCUGGCACUCUCACUCCGGCAUGCAGAGGGCUGACGGUGCUGCUGGGGCGUUUAUAAUACGGAAACCCAAGUCCCAAGAGCCUUAUGAGUCUCUGUAUGACUAUGACAGAUCAGACCACGUGAUGAUAGUGACCGACUGGAUCCAUCAGCUGGCCGUGGGGAUGUUCACCGACCACCACCACUCUUCAGGGGAUAACAAGCCACCGACACUUCUCAUCAACGGCGUGGGACGCUUCAAGAUCUUCAAUAAUGAUACUGAGAAACCGGUGUACAUGAAGGCUGCUAGGUUUAAUGUUGAACAGGGUUAUAGGUACCGUUUUCGCGUGAUCAACGCGGAGUUUCUUAACUGCCCUAUAGAAAUGUCUGUGGACGGACACAACAUAACAGUCAUUGCUUCGGACGGCUACGACCUGGAACCUAUUACUGCAACGUCACUUGUAACCUACGCUGGCGAGCGCUACGACUUCAUAUUGGAUGCAAACAACGAGAUAGACAACUACUGGAUCAGGUUCAGAGGGCUUAUGGACUGUGAUGAAAUCUACACGAGAGCAAAGCAAGUCGCAGUGCUGCAUUAUGAAGGCGCAAUGGAUUUGGAGCCGCCAGGCGAUCCUUCUUGGUUCGAGCUGCAUAAUGAAGGACUUCAAUUAAACGCGCUGAACAAAGGCGAAGAAGAGAACGAGACCAUAAGCGUGGCGGAGAUGAGAUCUCUGGCAGGAUACGACGACAGUCUGAAGGAGAUAGCAGAUUACCAGUUCUACAUAGCUUACGACUUCUACGCUAAGAAUAACUCGCAUUUUCACAGGUCACCGUAUUACGGGUAUUACCAAGUGCCCGAGCAAGUCAAUCGCUUGUACACGCCUCAACUCAACCACAUCAGCAUGAAGAUGCCCACCAGCCCGCUUCUAAUAACCAGACCUUCACCAGAAAACUUCUGCAACGCAUCUAGCAUCGACGAGGGCUGCAAAGAAGGUUACUGCGAAUGUCCUCACGUGCUAUCGGUGAAACUUAAUGCUAUAGUAGAAGUGAUCAUCGUAGACGAAGGAGUAACGUUUGACGCAAACCAUCCUUUCCAUUUACACGGACAUAGUUUCAGAGUUGUGGGUCUAAGGAGGCUAAACAGAACAACGACCAUUGAAGAAAUAAAAGCGUUUGACGAAGCAGGGCUGCUGAAAAGAAAUCUAAAGAACGCUCCAAUCAAAGACACCGUCACUGUUCCUGAUGGUGGUUAUACAGUGAUCAGAUUUAAAGCUGACAACCCUGGUUACUGGCUGUUCCAUUGUCAUAUAGAAUUCCAUGUUGAAGUUGGCAUGGCUCUUGUUUUUAAAGUAGGUGAGCAUAAAGAUAUGGCGCCGUUGCCCAGGGAUUUUCCAACUUGCGGGAAUUAUAUGCCUGAUGAUAUGUCGUUGCAAACUGAGAAACCAAAGGAGGAGAAUCCUGUGAUUUCUAUAUCGCAAUGGUGGCCUGUCGUUUAUGUUAAUAAUACUAUAUCGUCAGCCACUAGUGUAUCUGUGUCAGGGUUCCUAAUUCUCUGCAGCGUUUGGAUUCUAAAAAUAAAUGUAGACACGUAGUAUAUUUAUAUUUGAUGCUGUUUUGAUGUAUUUGAAUUUGAAAUCUUUGUAGCUAGGGUCAAUUCGGUAAAUCAUUGUUGUGCUUUGUACUGUACUGGAUUCACUAUUACCGUAAAAUGUUAAUAAAUAAAAAUUAUUUACAGUAAUUUUUAAGGGUCUGUUUUAGAUGACCACUUAUGAAAUUAUACAAAAGUAGUAAAUACCCUCAAUAAGAUAUUUUUUGUAUCAGAGCAUUAAUUAGUGGCAUCUCUAACUUUGUACCUUUGAUCAUGAGCGUGGCCAGCUUUCGAUUUUGGAUCAAGACUUUGCACCAGCAUCUUGAUCGUCUCCAGGGGGUUUGAGCUUUGCUUUGAACUACUGAUUUGAGCUUGCCAAUUUAAGUUUAAUAUUGUAUAGGUCAUAAAAAAAUCAAAAGUAUUUUUUUAUUCUUUUGAAAUUUAUGGUGUGUCACCAACCUGGGGUAAACACCACACAACUCAGGGGUCAGCGCUUACAUGUACCCACCUUAGGGCUUAUUACCCCUACACCUUUGACCCUAGCUAUGUUCAAAACAGUGGACAUAACGAAUUUGUACUUACCGAAUUUAUAUUUAUUCCCAUUAAUGUUCAAGUUGUAGCUUUUAUUAAUUUAUUUAUGAAGUACUUACGUGUCACGAUUUAUCUGUUUGAAAAAGGAACGUUGCGAUUAUUUUUACUCUGUGAUCGAAUUUUGGUUAGCCAAAUAAAAAACAUUUUUCAAAAAAAUGUUGCCUUUAAGUAUGAAAUGUCGCUGCUGAUAUGUGAUAUUACUUAGUUAAGUUAUUUCUAAGUUAAAUGUAUAAUAGUAUUAAAUAUUUUGUAAAGAAAAAUCAAGUACAGUUAUCGCAGAUUA